CCGCGGCCAUGGCGGCGCUUGGGCGGCUAUGCAGCAUCACCCGGAGCGUGGAGUGGGCCGUCUCGGCCGAGUCGUCUGUCACAGCCAGGACGCCAGUGCGCGUCGUUUCCCCCAUGUCCCUCGAGCUGCCCUUCUCGCCGGGGCAGGUUGCAGAGCUGCCGGGCAAGAACCCGUGGGAGCAGAUCUGCGAGGAAUAUGAAGCUGAGCUGCCUGCCUUUCCAGAAGGAUAUAAAGUCAACCAAGAAGCUGUGACUACUGUGGCACCAUUGGAGGAAAUGGCUUUCCAUGGCUUCAAUGCAGAACACAUUUAUUCAGUCCCUCGUUUAGCCAAGGUCUCAGAAGUACCCUGUUCUCAACCUACACUGGAAACAAUCAAUCCAAAAACAUGUUCCCCUAAAGAAUAUUUGGAAACGUUCAUCUUUCCAGUUCUGCUUCCCGGAAUAGCUAGGCUGCUUCAGGAAGCAAAGAAAGAAAAAUGUUUUGAGAGGAAAAGAACCAGAUUCGUUGCCUGUGACUUUCUGACCGAAUGGUUAUACAAUCAGAAUCCAAAGAAGAUAGGGGAGCCAUUCACAGAAUUAUUCUCCAUUCCAUUUGUGGAAGAGUGGCUGAAGGAUCACCCACGGCCGGCAAUCCCACUCUCCCUCCUGCUGACAGAAGAAGCAGCCGCGCUCUACAUCCAGUCCUUCUGGAGAGCAUAUCUGGAGUUGUUGGGACGGAGCAGGCUUCUCUGUGACGGGGGUGGCUGAGGAGCUAGAUUCUCAACAACCAUCUUGCCACUGUGUGAGGAGCCGCUGGAGAAGUGACCGCAGGGCCGCGCGGAGCUGAGACCAGGGGAGGAGCGCCUGGAUUCAGCUGUACCGGUGGAUCCUCUUCAGGAUGGAUUUCUGUCACAGCUAGAGUCCUGAUAAUCCCAAUUUUCAAUAUAAAAAUUUCUAGACUGUUGAUGACUUGCACAUGAAGGAGGUUAUUAGUACAAAAUAAAAAUCUGGGUCCACGCAGGCAGAGCAACCAUCCCAAUUUGUCCUAGGGAAAGACUGGCCUAUAUCAGCUAGAGGCUUGGUUGGAGAGAGGAAGCUUACCCGAAGAAACGAAUUUUUCUAAAACCUGUUUCUUUUUUUAUUGUUCAAUUAAUACAUUACUAUUGUGGGAAAAAGAUAAUACAUAAAAGUUUUU
This is a messenger RNA of Camelus dromedarius (Arabian camel), 1173 nucleotides long. It is a transcript of the gene IQCK, whose product is annotated as IQ motif containing K. The coding region runs from base 9 to 746 and encodes 245 amino acids. The transcript is spliced from 8 exons. The record is from RefSeq and is a predicted model, not a curated record. Gene Ontology annotation, molecular function: protein binding. NCBI's taxonomy places the organism in Eukaryota, Metazoa, Chordata, Mammalia, Artiodactyla, Camelidae.